This is a messenger RNA of Trichoplax adhaerens, 2721 nucleotides long. RefSeq lists its product as uncharacterized. Gene Ontology annotation, molecular function: ATP hydrolysis activity; copper ion binding; ATP binding. The record is from RefSeq and is a predicted model, not a curated record. Gene Ontology annotation, cellular component: membrane; perinuclear region of cytoplasm; trans-Golgi network. Bases 1 to 2721 code for a protein of 906 amino acids. Lineage: Eukaryota; Metazoa; Placozoa; Uniplacotomia; Trichoplacea; Trichoplacidae. The transcript has 17 exons. Gene Ontology annotation, biological process: copper ion homeostasis; monoatomic cation transport.
AUGGUCAUUCAGGAUAAUAAGAGUAACAAACUUAUUAGUCAUGAUGAUCCCAUCGCUCAACGCCAAGCCGAAAGAAAAAAAGAAUUGAAAAAAGUACAACUGUACAUAGAGGGCAUGUCUUGUGCCUCUUGUGUAGCCAAGAUUGAAAAUCAAGUCAAUAAAUUAGAUGGUGUUCAUUCAACUGCUGUUACACUAUUGUCCAAGAAAGGUGUUGUAGAAUUUGAUGAAACCAAAAUAACCAACGUUGAGAUUGCAAAACAAGUCGAAAAGCUUGGUUUUGAUGUAGAAGUUAAAGAAAUUUUCGAUAAUUAUCAAUAUGCUGAAUUACAGAUUACUGGUAAGAAAUCACAAACGAUCGAUGUUGAAAAGACUUUGACAGAACUGCCCGGCGUAAUCACUGCCAAGCUAUCACCGAAUAGUAACCGUUGUACUGUUCAGUAUGAGCCUAAUCAAACCGGACUGAGAUUUAUUGUUGAGCAAUUGAAGAUCAAUGGUAUAGAGCCAACUUUAGUACAGACGUCAUAUCGUCAAAAAUCGGUCGAUUAUACUGUAGCUGUCAAGAAAUGGAGGAAUUCAUUUCUAGUAGCAUUUAGUUUUGGAUUACCGGUUAUGAUAAUAAUGAUAACUUUUAUGAUUCUGGGAAAGAAACACGAAAUCAUGAUUGUGCCUGGACUUUCAUUAGAAAAUUUGUUAUUAUUUUUAUUGUGUACUCCAGUGCAGUUUGUUAGUGGUAAACAGUUCUAUAUCUUAUCAUGGAAAGCCAUGAAGAAUAAAACGACGAAUAUGAGUGUUUUGAUUGCAAUGGCAACUAGUAUCGCUUAUGUAUAUUCUAUAAGCAUACUCCUUGUCGCUAUGGCGAACAAUGCAACAACAAGUCCCAGAACAUUUUUUGAGACUCCUCCUAUGCUAAUUACAUUUAUUGCCUUAGGAAAGUGGCUUGAGAACUUGGCUAUGAGGAAAACCGGAGAUGCAAUACAUGAACUACUAUCUAUGCAACCGGCUGAUGCAACGUUAAUCGAAGAAGACAAUAAUAAUAAUGUUAUAUCGGAAAAUGUCAUUAGUGUCGAAUUAGUACAAGUUAACGAUCUGUUAAAAGUAUUACCAGGAGCUACAAUACCUGUUGAUGGCAAAGUAACUCGAGGAUCAUCAAGCGUAGACGAGUCGCUAAUAACUGGAGAAUCUCUACCAGUAUAUAAAACUCCUGGUGACGAAUUAACUGGCGGCACUAUUAAUCAAACAGGGCAUUUAGUUAUGAAAGCUUCGCGUGUAGGAUCAGGCACCACAUUGUCUCGUAUCAUUCAAAUGAUAGAGGAUGCAGAAAGCUCAAAGGCCCCAAUGCAAAUGCUCGCCGAUCAAAUUGCUAGUUAUUUUGUUCCAGGUAUUCUGGUACUUUCUUCGUUGACACUUCUCGUGUGGAUCAUAAUUGGCUACAGUAAUAUAGAUUUAUUUAUUGGUGAUACAUUCAGGGGCCAUAAUGUAAACGGCAGCCGCAGCGAAGCUGUAUUCCAAUUUUCAUUCUUAUGCAGUAUAUCAGUUUUAGCGAUUGCUUGUCCUUGUGCACUUGGAUUAGCGACUCCUACCGCAAUCAAAGUGGGUACAGGAUUGGGGGCAAAAUUUGGUAUCUUAAUCAAAGGUGGAAAGCCAUUAGAAAUUGCUCAUCGAAUUCGAACUGUAGUAUUUGAUAAAACUGGAACAUUAACUCAUGGCAAGCCAAAGGUCGUAAUGGUUUCUGCAAGCGAGCAAGUAAGACGUGGUAUUUCUUCAGAAAAGUUAUUAAUUGCUCUUGCUGGAAGUGCAGAAUCCAAUAGUGAACAUCCAAUUGGCCAAGCCAUAUAUGCAUACGCAAAAGAGAUAUUCAAUCGCGAGAUCUUAGGACAGUGCAGCGAUUUUAUUGUUGCACCUGGAUUUGGACUAAAAUGCCGUGUAUCAAACAUAGAACAAUUUAUUGGUAAGUUUCCUUUUAGCAUUACUAUUCUGGCUGCAAAUCCUGGAUCAAAAUCAAAAGCGGAUGACAAUUAUGAAAUUUUAAUUGGCAAUAGAAGAUGGAUGGCAGAAAAUAACAUCAAUAUAAAUAGUGCUAUUGAUAAUCAAUUAAUAUCUCAGGAAAUUCUCGGGAGAACGGCUGUUAUAGUUGCGAUGAAUAGCAUGGUAAUAGGUAUCAUUGCUAUUGCUGAUACCGUUAAAGAUGACGCAAAAAUUGCUGUUAAUAAGCUACGCGAGAUGGGACUAAAAGUUGUCAUGUUGACCGGUGACAAUAUCAGAACUGCUAAGGCAAUUGCAGAAGAACAGGUAAAUAUUGUUGAUGUCUAUGCUGAGGUAUUACCUGAACAAAAAAUAGAACACGUAAAGGAGAUUCAGGAAGAUAGUAAUGAAGCAGUAGCGAUGGUUGGAGAUGGAAUUAAUGAUUCACCCGCCCUAACUCAAGCUGAUGUUGGAAUUGCUAUUGGAUCUGGAACUGAGGUAGCAAUUGAGGCAGCUGACAUCAUACUAGUAAAGGAUAAUUUGCUAGAUGUCGUUGCUGCAAUUCAGUUAUCACGAGCAACUAUUUCUCGAAUUCGAUAUAAUUUCUUCUAUGCAAUUAUUUAUAACAUGAUUGGAAUUCCCAUUGCGGCGGGUUUUCUUCAACCUUUAGGCGUAAUUCUACAACCGUGGAUGGCAAGCGCUGCUAUGGCUGCAUCGUCGGUAUCGGUGGUGGCUUCGUCGUUAUGGUUGAAAAGGUAA